Messenger RNA from Mercenaria mercenaria, 4190 nucleotides. Its product is annotated as tumor necrosis factor ligand superfamily member 6-like. Gene Ontology annotation, cellular component: membrane. The record is from RefSeq and is a predicted model, not a curated record. Gene Ontology annotation, biological process: immune response. Gene Ontology annotation, molecular function: tumor necrosis factor receptor binding. The coding region runs from base 518 to 1318 and encodes 266 amino acids. NCBI's taxonomy places the organism in Eukaryota, Metazoa, Mollusca, Bivalvia, Venerida, Veneridae. The transcript has 3 exons.
GCUUGUACGCUCAUGGUGCCUGCGUUUCUACUGUAUUUAUAUUUGCUGUUGUUAUAUAAUGACCGCACUGCACAUGUUUUUUAUCUGAAAAUUGUCAGACCACUUGAUUUUAAUUGUAUAUUAAAGUGUUUACCAGAAUCGAACAAAACAUAGUGGUAUGGUUGGAAAGACUAUAGUAGAAGAAUCUGUUUAGAAAGGGGCAACUGCCAAUAAUUUUGGUGGCACAUACUUUAUUUAUUUUUAUCUACUUUAUAAAAACCAAUUUUGAACAUGCAUUAAUUUCAUGAAGUAGUAACAUGUCAUAACUUUGUAGUAUGACAUGUAAAUAAAGGUGUGUUUUACAUAUUUAUAGCAUAGCUCCUCCUCUACCCUAUGAAUUAGUAUUUACGUUUAUCUGUCAAUAACAUAUCAUUUCGAGGUUGCAUGUUUGGCAAACGGGCACACCCGCUUGUAGAUAACGCAUAUUAAUAAUAUUAGCAAAAUAUUCAAUCGUCUUAAUAUAUUAUUAUUAUCAAUAAUGGAUAAAAAGCUAAAAUACGCUGUAAUAAUUGUUUUAGUGAGUCUAGUUGUAUGUCUUACUGCAGUGUUAGCUCUGGUUUGGACAAUGCCAGAUUUGCAAGACAACGCUCAAAUGUGUCUGCCGAGUGAAGAUGGAGUUCUUAAAUGUGACACAACAGGUGAUUUGUUACAUGUGUACUUAGAAAGGACCAUUUCCACAAAAUACGAAGAAAUCAAAACAAAAGAUAUAAAACGACGACAGGAGUAUCUGGAUAAUAACAGAGAUCGUCUACUGAAUAUCUACGGCAAAGUCUUCUGGGAAAUGAAGCCAGCCGCUAAACUCACUGGAAAAGAACAACCUGACGCAAGAAAAAGGGCAGAUGAAGGGGCAGAGAUGAUACCAAUUAGGGAAUGGAAGCUGGUAAAAGAGCUGAGUAACGCCAGUGGGUUCGAAAGAUACGGCAUUCGUUACCGCAAUGGUCGCCUUGUUGUUCCUGUUGAUGGAACGUACUUUGUAUAUUCAUUUGUUAAUUUAUUUGAGCAAUGUGAUCCUUCUACUGGCAAACCUGAUGUCAAAGACACAAGCAAACCAAUAAAACACGGCAUUUACAAAUUUAAUAUUUUAGAAGAGGUAGAUACUGAAAUAAUUUCAAGCGUCCAGCCCCAUCAAAUUUCAAGCAACAAACGUUUUAACUCUUAUGAUAGCUAUGUUUCAUCUUUUGCUUCUCUUAAAGCUGGGGACGAGAUAUCGGUCAAGGUCAGUAAUAUAACAUAUCUUAAAUACCCAAGAGAUAACUACUUUGGGUUAAAUCUGAUAUGAUAACGUUAUAUAAUGGGGCAUUGGGACUAGAUAUGAACUUGCUUUCACGAAACAAAAAUGAUUUUAUCUUAUUAAAGUCUCACUAAUGUAUUACACACAUCACAUUUACAAAUUUAAUAAAACCAGUAAAAUGAAAUACAUUGUCAUUUAAAAUAAUGAAUUAUAAGAGACCAUACCUCGAGUAAAUAACAAGACUAUACCCUUUUAUUUACAAUUAUCUCACUGUGGGGAAUCACAUGAUCAAAAUAAUCUCUAAACCAAAGUUAUAUUUUGAAGAACAUGAAUAAAUUUCCUGUCAUGAUAAGAUACGAAAUUUAAACAUAGCUUAUCAUGUGACUAAUGAAAAUUGUUAAAUUAUCAUGUAGUUGACAAUAAUGAUAGAUAUCCUGUAAUUACAAACACUAAGGAAAAUAAUAAGUAUCAGUUUCAUGAAGUGUUCCAGAUAAUCAAAAGGUGAUUGUGAUUGAAAUCGUUGUAGUUUUAUGAUACAUGUAUGCUGGCAUAUGAUAGGCUAUAUUUUAGAUUUUCAUCAAAAGAUUCUUCAAUAUUAUCCCAUAUUAUUCAUAAAUUUAUUUUGGUUUAGAGAUUAUUUUGAUCAUGUGAUUCCCCGCAGUGAAUAUAAAACGAUGAUAAAAUGUGCUAAAAAGCUUAAGUAAGUACUCAUAUUGUAACUCAAGUUAUAGCGUUAGACUUGUAAAUGACUCGACUGAGCGAACGUUUGAGGAUGUUUCGCCAAGUGACUUAAGUUAUUACUCAGCUGAGAGAAAACUAUCGUGUCAAAUCUUUAUUCGUAUUAGCUACAAUUCCAGUAGAUCUGCGAACUUCGAAAUAAGCAAGAGAGACUUCUUCUGCACUUUGAUUGGCUGAGAUGAUUUUGAUGAACAAACAUGGCAGCUGAAGCAACCAGUCAACUCGUUCACAUUUUGGGAAUAUGGCCACUAGACCCAUGAUGAUUGAUACAAGUUACUUUGCACAUUUACGGGACAGUUGUAUUAGUCUUGUGAAUAACUCAGCAUUUCAAAUUAAAUUGAUUGGUUCACAAAUAGUCUGCUCGUAUGAUAUGUAUGCAAAAUAAAUAUACCUAUGUCCCUACCUAUCCAUAUAACUACCUUAAUUACUUUUGGCAGUGGCAAUGGGUUUGGUUACCGGUCGUCAGGUUUUCUGAUCUCUAGACCUAAAGAGGACAAUGUAUAAUUAGUUGACAUAAUUUUCUGCUUAAAUCAGCCACUAAAAAAAGAUGUUCGUACAUUUUUAUAAAUGUAUUAUAUUCUAUUUUAGCUCUAAUUUCUUGCCAUAUUGAAUAUGAAAUAAUAACGGCGAUUUCCAUUAGUCACCUUUAUUUACUCAGGAACAAUUUAAAAGAACAAUGCAAAUGCAAAAUACUAAAGAAAAUCGUAGUAUUUUUACUCUUCAUUUAUUUAUUUAUUUAUCUGCGUUUUACGGCGCACCAACACAGUUCAACCCCGAGAAAAAGGUUUCCAUAACAUAAUACAAAUAGCUAAUUUAUAUAAAAAAUAUCUAAUAUACGUUUUUGGGGGGAUUAAAUGACAUCUCACAUUUCUCUUUCCAAGCAAAUGCAAUACACAAAAUAUCGAAACAAAGGAGAGGUUAUUUUAAAACAUGUAGACAUUUAUUUGGUUUUUUAAAUUUUCUCUUGUUUGUGACAGCUUUUUAAGUAUCUUCUUUGCAAAUACCAUUUCCAGUAUUCAUAUUGAUUACAUCCUCAGGUCAGGUCACUGGACCCCUAGCCACUGUAAUUAAUUUACUCAUGUCACGCGUGAUUACAGUUCAAGUAAUUUAAAAAUGAUGUAGUUUUCAUGCCUCGUAGACUUUAUGUUGUUGUUUUUAUACGAAGGUACAACAAAUAGUUCAAAACUAGUAGAAGAGGCUCUCAAGAGAGAUUGUUUUGUUUUGAGCAACACAUUUUGUCGUAUGACACAUGUAUUCUAAAAAUAUCAUUUUGAGAACUUAUACUGAUUACCAGCCCCAUGUUGUACAUACAUUUUGUAUAUUUUGUAAAUUCAUUUUUUCUGUAGCUUUAGUCUGUUUGUGUUUUUUUUGUAUAGUACAGUAUAUGACAGUUAAAAACUGAUUCACUUAUAACUUUAUAUUAAUAUGGUAAAUAUAGCAAUGCAUGCAUUUUGUAGUUAUGACUGUACUACUUCUACCUUCAUUUUGCCACUUUAAAGGUGAUUAAUCAGAUUUUGGUCAAGUAAAGUAUUUGAUCGAAAUUUUGAGGUAGUUCUGCGUGUUCAAAAUAUAUUUUCUACAGUAUGUAGAAUGAUCAUUAAACAUAUUUUUUAAUCUUCAAAAUAUACUUAGAACAUUCGGCAAAUAAAAAAGAUAAGACCGUAUGUUAGAUUUUUUGCUAUGCAGGUUUUAUUAAUUGGUAUCUCAGCAAAAAUCAAACUUUUGAAGGCAAUUGUCCUGCAGUGAGGACUUUAUUGAAAGAUUUUACAAGUAUUAAUCAAUAUAUUGUCUAUUAUAUAGUCAAAUAAAAUAAAUACGUCCGUGUGCGUAUUUUUAAAAUGUAUGCCCAUGGUUUCAGAGAUUCGAAAAUUUCAAAAUGAUUUGCAAACAUUAUUUAGAUUAUUUCAAGUGUCAAUAUUUUGUUUUCAUUUUUCGUCUUUAAGAAAAGAAAGUGAUGUUGUUGUUUAAUAAAUAUACACACAAAAUGACAUUUUUCCGCAAGAUAAUUUUCCUUUCUGUAUGCCUGGUCCAGGCCUUAUCCACUGUUUUCCGGAUAAGUGACAUUACACAAUAACUUUCGGUUUAUCACACGUGCAGAACUACCGAAAGUACUGAUUAAUCAGUUUUGCAUACAUAAUUGUAAAGUUUGAUAUGUCAAAUGUUCUGUGUUGCUAUGGGUUUA